Messenger RNA from Girardinichthys multiradiatus, 6688 nucleotides. Its product is annotated as inhibin beta B chain-like. Gene Ontology annotation, biological process: BMP signaling pathway; SMAD protein signal transduction. The transcript has 2 exons. Bases 1995 to 3185 code for a protein of 396 amino acids. Lineage: Eukaryota; Metazoa; Chordata; Actinopteri; Cyprinodontiformes; Goodeidae. The record is from RefSeq and is a predicted model, not a curated record. Gene Ontology annotation, cellular component: extracellular region. Gene Ontology annotation, molecular function: cytokine activity; growth factor activity.
AGAAUUAAUAAAAAUUAGUAAUAUAAGAAUUUACAGAAAUACUUACGUUUAAUUACAUUAAAUUGAAUACAUAUAUUAUAUGAUUUCAAAUAAAAUCAAAUUUUAUGUUUUUAUUCGUAUAAAAUGACCUAAAGUGAAAUAAAAUGAAGCAAAAAUAAAUUGAUAUAAAUGACAGAUUCUAAUUUUCAUUUUAUUUUCUCAAAAUUAUGUUUAAUUAAAAAAAAUAAAAUACAAACUUGAUGUUAAACAAGUUAAAUAAUGAACGAAUUAAUAAUAAAAGAACUAAAAUCCAUCAAAGCUUCACCUUAUUUUCCCCUCCAGGUUCCUGUGUGUAGUUCCAGAUGCCGGACCAGAGAUGGCGCCAUUUCAUUCCUUCUUGAAUCUGUGCUCUGCCUCAUUUUCUCCACAUGUUCCGUCCAGCAGAAUCCCUCAUUCAGAUGCUGUGUUGACCAUGCUCAGUGGGUCCAGCAGAAGCAUCGGAGGAAGGAAAAACAAACCCAGAGCUGUUUGCAUGCCGCUGGGUUGUAAUAACCUCCAUGUGGAAGGUCAGAGGUUAAAGCAGCUUGAUUUGGUUCUCAGUUUUUACUAACAAAUGUCUGGAUGAGCGUGGCGUUCCCAUUGGCACAAGCUGCUGGAUCAUUUGACUGCAAGGAAAACACUCAUUUGGAUAUUUGGAUUCAGUUUUUGGAUUCACCUUCUGUGUUUUAUUGGUGUUUCUGACCUUUAACUGUAAAAAUAACAGAAAUAGGACAAAACAGCCCAGUUUGAGGCUGAUCGUCUUCUUUUAGAGGGUUAUAUGAUGAAUUAGGCUCAUUUUCACAGAUUUUAGUCACUUUUUGUAUAUUUCUGGGUCUAAAUCUGAAGAUUGAUCAUAAAUCAAGUGGCAGUCAGGACUCAGAUAAUGCCUGGAAACAGUUAACAGUGAGAAACAGAUCAGUUCUCUAGUAAAACGAUAAUUUUUUGAACUUUUAUCUAGAGUGAAGCUCGUCUCUGAACAUGAACAUGUCUCCUCAGAGCUCGCCUCCCUUCACCGACUCCCUGCUGGUUUUAGAAGUGAUUACCCAUAAGUCCCUGAAAGGUGGGCUCCUGCAUACCUGCCUGACCUCCGGUACGUUUCCUCCAGAUCUCUUAGAUCUGAUCAUUUGCUUCUAGUUGCCUGACGGAUGGAUGCACUCCACACUUGUCAGGUUUUGCGUAAAACAUGUUGACCAUCGCGUAUCAUUUUCCAUCUGCUUCUGAACUGUGCUCUAUGUUCUGUUGGUCCGGCGACCCUUUCCUUGAAUAAAAGCCUCCCCACAGAAUGAUGCUGCCACCAACAUGCUUCACUGUGGCUGUGUGUUUGGGUUGAUGUGCAGGGUAAGAUUUUUGGCUCAUUAAUGCAUGUUGGUCUCUGUGGUUAAAUACAUUCCAGUUUCUGGUUAUAAUAUAAUAAAACAUGGAAAAGGUUCGGUAAAUGAGUGUUUUCUUGAUUUCUAACAUCCUAACACCAGAUAACAUUUGCAGACAUGCCUCAGAUGAGUAGCUCAGUCAUCUCUCUCUCUCCUCGGAUUGGCCCCGCCCUCUCACCCCGGUGCCCCCUCCUUCUCUCAGCUCUAUAUAAAAGUUUUCAGCUUGUUGAGGCUCUAGUUUUACGCACGCCAGGAUGGAAAGCCUCAUCUGUGCGCUCCCUGGUGUUCCUCCUGUUCAUGUUGAUGUUCCUCUCCGCAGCAGACUGGAGGUGUCCAGCAGAUCCGGUGUGAACAUUUAGAGGCUGGUCUUUGGUUCUGGACUGGAAGGAUGCUACGGCAGGACGCGGCUCCGCUCCCUGUGAGGAAUAUGUUAACAGGACACCUGGAAGUGGGUUCAGGCUGACGUCAGGGCCAACAUCAGAGCGGACUCCAUAUUCUGUCCGGUUCUUGAGGAUCUUUGUUAGGAUGUAAUUUAAAUAGAAGACCCACAUCUGGGAGAGAAGCUGCUUCAGUGCGUCAGAGCGCAUGGAUCACUGAUUCCCCCCAAUGAUUCCACUCAAUCAGAAAAUGACUAACUGUCUCCUCCGACUGGCUCUGCUCGUGGCGUGCGUCCUCUCCACCCGCUGCAGCGAAGCGCCCGAGGCCGAGGCGGGGGCGCAGCCAGAGUCCUGCGCGUCCUGCGCCGCCUCUGCUCACCUGGAGGACCCGGAGUCCGGACGCGUGGACGGAGACUUCCUGGAGGCGGUGAAGAGGCACAUCCUGAGCCGACUGCAGCUGCGGGAGCGGCCCAACAUCACGCACCCGGUGCCCAGGGCUGCGAUGGUGACGGCGCUGCGCAAGCUGCACGCGGGGAAGCUGCGCGAGGACGGCCGGGUGGAGAUCCCCAACCUGGACGGACACCCGAUGAGCAACGAGGUGCUGGAGGAGAGCUCCGAGAUCAUCAGCUUUGCAGAGAAAGAUGAUCUGGUCACCUCCAAGUCCAGCCUGUUCUUCCUGAUCUCCAACGAGGGCAACCAGAACCUCCACGUGACCCAGGCCACCCUCUGGCUCUACUUCAAGCUGCUGCCGUCCACCUCUGAGGUGCGCGGGAAGCGGAAAGUGACGGUGAAGGUGUACUACCAGGAGCCGGGCCUCGGCAGCAGGUGGGACCUGGUGGAGAAGAGGGUGGAGCUGAGGCGCAGCGGCUGGCACACCUUCUCGCUCACAGACGCCAUCCGGUUGGUGUUUGAAAAAAAUGAUGACAGGCGGCAGAACUUGGACGUUCGCUGCGAAGGCUGCGAGGCGGAGGGCGUUGUGCCGGUUCUGAUGAACCUGAACGACGAAUCCCACCGGCCCUUCCUGGUGGUGCGGGUGAGGCAGGCCGACAGCAAGCACCGCAUCCGGAAGCGAGGCCUGGAGUGCGACGGCAGCAGCAACCUGUGCUGCCGGCAGCAGUUCUACAUAGACUUCCGGCUCAUCGGCUGGAACGACUGGAUCAUCGCGCCGUCGGGAUACUUUGGGAACUACUGCGAGGGAAACUGCCCGGCCUACAUGGCAGGCGUCCCUGGCUCAGCCUCGUCCUUUCACACGGCCGUGGUGAACCAGUACCGCAUGAGGGGGAUGAGCCCUGGCUCCAUGAACUCCUGCUGCAUCCCCACCAAGCUCAGCACCAUGUCCAUGCUGUACUUCGACGACGAGUACAACAUCGUGAAGCGGGACGUUCCCAACAUGAUCGUGGACGAGUGCGGCUGCGCCUGACUCUUUUCUUCCUGUUAAUUUAACUCCAGAACUCAGCAGAUUAACGACUUUACAGCAGAAAGUGAUUAUAAAAACAGAAUAUUUAUGAACAGUGGAGAACACGAGCACAUUCAUCCUCAUCCACACAAACUCGCAUGCCUGCACAAAAGCUUGUAUAUAUAUUUAUGUUUGUUGCUAUAUUUUCUGUCCAAUCUUUCAAAUCUGAUCCACCUGGCAAACAAUCAGCUCCUGCAGCUCCUCAGUAGAUAUCUCCAAGAGUGUGAGGACGGAUUGGUGUAUCUAGCCUUUCAGGCAGCAGUAUAAUCACGUUAUUUGAGUCAAGGAAAACAUCUCCAAAGGAGGUGUGAAGAGCCUUGUAUCAGUCAAACAUGUUCUUUUCUACACUUAAAGUUGGAACAGACACUAUUGGUGUAACUUCUGCCAACCUACAGCACUUCUGGCCUUAUUGUCUUCUAUCAUGCCACAGAAACUGGACUAUUUCUCAAACAGAACCACAGAUUCUACACAUCUGUGCUCAAAUCCACAAAAUCAUUCUCCAAAGAGCAAUAGAAGUAAGAGGUGAUACACCAGAAGACUGAAGUAUAGUACAGCCAAUGCUUGAAUUAUUUGCUAACAUGUGAUAGAUGCUGACAAUCGAGAGGUUUCUAAGCACCUAAAAGUUGCCUGAACCCUAAAAUUAAGAGUUUUUAGAUUUAAUCUUACUUGGCAUUAAUUGGCAUUGCCAACCUACCCGGUUAAUCAUCUAAGUUGUCAUCCUUUAACUGAACCUCUACAGUCUGGGGUUCUCUAAUCCUUCACUGACCUGUUGCUGGCUAUGAGUCCAGGAAACAAGGCUGGAUAUUCUUGGAGGUGAUAACUUUGUGGAACCAAGUUAAGGACAGUCCGGUCAGUCAAAUCCAGAUGAUAUUUUCUUGUACUCAACACAAACAGAAGGCUGUGGCUCAGUCCGCCAAAACAUUCAUCCUUAAUGUUACAAACCGCUUCUGUCCAACAAAUAUAUCUAUCUCCUUGUAAUCAGCACUUAAAGACAUCAGAGGAAACCUCAUGUUUCUUUCUUAUUAAGCCUCAUUAUAAGUUGCCAUAUUCAGUUCGGUGCAGGUCUGCACCCCCAGACGCACACUUUUAAAGCACUUGCAGAGUGAUUUGCCUUUAAAAAGCCCCUAGUGGUGCUUCAUCACUGGCCACAGUCCUUCGAAAGUGCCGCAUGACCUAUGCAAAAUGUAGAAGGUACCCAUAUGACGAACAAGCUCAACUAAAAUAGUGACAAACUUCCAGCCCAUACUUGAAACGUGAGAGUGGCAGGCAGAGGUGGGUCGGGAUCAGGCUGGAGGCCCUGGUAGAAGAAUCUAAUGGUAUCCUUUCCUGGACAAAAACACAACAUGUUGGAUCAUUUUCUGUUGGAGGAACAUUCCCAGGCUGGAGGUGUCGGUGCUGCCAGACCUUUACGUUAGGAUGAGGGGCAAGUUUACGUCAAAGCAUUAACUAGCAGAGGUGUGUAUCUACGACCAGUUACUAGAUGCAAACUUACUUUUAUGUUUAGGACCAUUUCAUUGAACUGGUGCCAAACCCUGUUGGGCCAGAUGCCACACUGUGAUCCUGUGCUGAAGGCAAACCAGUAACCAAACCCAAACACAACUCAAUGUGUUGAAUGAAACAGGUAGAAAAGGAAUAAAAAGAGCCUGGUUGGCUUUAGGAAAUGUUUUUGAAGGGAGCCUCAAUGCUUCAUCUUCAGAGCUAUUGAAACCCAUUUGGAGUCGGUACCAAAAGAACCUUCAGUGUCACCAAGAGAAAUGAACAGAUCUCCAACAACAUGUUAGAUGGUCUUAUUCAUUGUAUCAAUCAUUUCCUUUCAUCAUUCAAAUAAAGCUGAAAUAGUCUUCAGAGGAUCCACUGGCUACUGAGGCCAUGUGUAAACAUUAAUCCAGGUUCUUCCUGGAUAAUCCAGAUAAACAUCUACACCUCUACGUCAGUUAUGACUAAAGUCAUAAUGCGUGCCUUCAUGAUGGGUUGAUCCAGCAAUGUAACAAUCACAAAAACAGUUUCAUUUCAUUAAAUUAUGACAUUUUCUCCAGUUUUAAAGGUAAAAAACAACUUCUCUGGAUUGAAUAUUUUCUUCAUGAGAAUUACUCUGAAGACUAGAAGAAAUUGUAUAAGGACUGACUGGUCUUAGUCUAUCUAUUUAAGAUGUGCUGAUUCAGUCCUGAUGACACUCUCGGCAGAAAAUCCCAACAUGUUCCUGUAGCUGGGAUUUUUAUUCAAAGAACCACUGUAGUUGGAGUAAAACAUAAAGAGUGGCACUAGAAUCAGGCCCUGAGGAACUCCACAGGGACAUGUUGGUUCUGUCCAUGUACCAUUCAUGUUGUUUGUUGGGGUUCAUUGAAUUGUUUUAAGUGAAACAUAAAUUCUUAGAUAGUUCAUUUGAGGGUAAGCCUGUUUUUCCAAAGCUAACUGGUUGGUUUUGGUCCUGGUCCACCACCAAACUCCUCUAGCCUUUUCCUUCACAUCUAAAACUGCUGUUUUCUCUUUUAUGGACAGUUUUAUGACAAGCUGUUAGACUAUAUUUCUGCAUAUAGUUAGAAUUGCUAGGCGCAGCCACAUCUGUUGAUCAACCAGCUUUGGGGUUACUACCACAGUGUGUAAAAUGACAUACAUUUUAAUCACAUUUAAAAGAAAAUCAAAGGCGAUUUAAACGUCAUUUUCAGUUAUGAUGGCAGGUGACUCUACAGAUAAAUGGAAGCCUUUCACAGAUUGACCUAGCUAUUAAUAAAGUUUAACUGGCAACAUAAAAGCGGCAUCUGAAAGAUGGAAACCUGGGGCUAACUGCGACCCAGAUGUGACGCCUGUGUAGGGAUUUUUAAAGCCUCUGUCCCGGCGGAGCUCCUUCCUUAGCACACUAACACACUUUAAGACACAGAUUGAGUGACCUGUUAUUUCACAGGCAUCAUUCAUGAAUACCUGCGCUCCACAUCCUGCUUAUUAUCUGCUCUUCUCACGCCUCCUGGCCGACCCCCACCUCGCCUGCCGCUUUAGUCUUCAUCCUCCCUUUCAAAGCCACUUGUUGUUAGAGUAUUUGCACUGACCAGUAGCACCAGUAGAGAUGAGAACAAAUGCAUAGAAACUGCCAUGAGUUAAGAUGAAAAAGCUAUUUUUAUAGGAGCAAAGUGAGUUGUGUUCAGAUGUAAUCGUGGAACCAAAGAGGCCGUCGUGUUUUUGUUGUAAAUGACUUUGUGACAGAUAAAAGAGGCCUAAACACUGUUUCAGGGUAUACUAUCAGUCCAUAGACAGAUCAAACUCUUUUCUAUUUUUUACUUAGACAUUAAAUAUGUCCUAUUUUUUCAUCAGAGUACUUAAAUAUUCCUAGUUUGGUUUCUGUUAGCUCUUGAAUUGUUUAGAUUGAAGCACAUGCCAUCCGAUCCCUGUACAGUUCAUGUAACAUAUCAAUAUGCUUUCCAGAUAUUUGGUUCUUUGUAAUUGUUGGAAAAUAAAUUUCUUAUUACUUGUAA